This is a messenger RNA of Amblyraja radiata (thorny skate), 4862 nucleotides long. RefSeq names its product ninein-like (gene ninl). The record is from RefSeq and is a predicted model, not a curated record. The coding region runs from base 203 to 3787 and encodes 1194 amino acids. Gene Ontology annotation, cellular component: centrosome. Gene Ontology annotation, biological process: microtubule anchoring at centrosome. Gene Ontology annotation, molecular function: calcium ion binding. NCBI's taxonomy places the organism in Eukaryota, Metazoa, Chordata, Chondrichthyes, Rajiformes, Rajidae. The transcript has 26 exons.
AGGGAGGGAGGAGAAGGUUCGCAGGAGGCGGGGAGAGUCGGCCGCCCGGGUCGCUACACUGUAACAAAGCGGCGCCUCGCUACACGCUGCCUGGAUACAGCGGAGCGCGGGAACCCGCACCGGGACACAGACCGGGGACAUGAAGCAGAGAGCGGGUUCUGACGAGUGAAGUGGGAGGAAAAGAGCUGGCCGGGGCUAUGGGAUGGAUGACGCAGAACAGAAGGAGUACGUGUGUCAGCUGAGGCAGGUGUUUGGCCAGUGUGACAGCACAGGGUUGGGAUACCUGGAUCGUGACGGGCUGACGGACCUGUGCCAGAGACUACACCUGGACACCCAGCUCCCUGUGCUGCUGCAGACCCUCCUGGGCAGCAGCCCCCACACCAGGGUGAAUUUUGAGGAGUUUAAAGAAGGUUUUGUUGGUGUUUUAUCUGCCGGCAUCGAUCUCAGUACUUCCGAAGAUGACAGCAGUUAUUUCAAGCCAGCGAUUCCGGAGGAGGUUGAGCCAAGGUUGGUCAGGGGAGGGAAGCGAUACGGCCGGCGCUCUGUGCCAGAGCCCCCUGACUCGGAGGCCGAGGCGAGUGGAGAUCUGGAGGAGCCGUUUCACCUGCAGACCGAGCCCACCGCGCAGAUUGCCAAGGGGGGUCCACUGAGGCUCUCAACGUCUCUGGAAAGUGUCGAGAGCCUCAAGUCUGAUGAAGAACUCGAUCUCCAUCAAGAAUCCCCUCUGGAGACCUUCGAAGCACUGGGUCAGCUGGGCAGUGGCCGUCCCGGUGGCUUUGGCUGCCGAUGGCCGGACCCUGGGGCCGAGGCCACUGAGGGCCACGUGCAGGCCCUGUGGGAGGAGCUGGGUGUGGCCCAGAGUGGCUAUCUCCAUCGAGAAGAACUGGUGACGGUCUGCAAUAACAUUGGUCUGACGUACCUCAGUGACCAGGAAGUUGACAGUCUGUUCAGGAAGCUGGACAAAGAUGGCGAUGAGAGAGUGAGUCACAGGGAAUUCCUUCUGGGCUUGCUGCGACACGGACCCCUCGCUUCUACCCCCAUGAAUCGACGGCAGCUGGCAGCUACCCCGGCCCUGGCAUCCAGCUGGUCCCAGCUGUUCUCACCGCUGGACGAUGGCUCUGGCUACGCAUCACCUGAACAAAUCAUCAACAUGUGGCAGAGGGAUGGAAUUAAAAACAGUCGUGAGAUACUACAGUGCUUGGAUUUCAGUGUGGAGGAGAAGGUGGGCCUUGCGGAGUUGACCACUGCGCUGGAGAAUGAGAUGAUGUGCAGCAGGAACGGGAUUCAUCGGGCAGCGUUAACCAGCUACCGGAAUGAAAUCGACCACCUUCAGUGGCAAGUCCAGCAGGUGCAGAGUGAGAGGGAUAAACUGCGAGUGGACUUGGAGCGAGCGGAGAAACGCAACGCACAGCUGGGCAAGGAGGUUGACGAUCGACAGGCUGCCAUGGAGCUGCUCAACGACACCAAAAUCAGGCACCUGGACCAAGGCUACAGGGAGAAGAUGGUGGCGUUCAGAGGCCAGAUGGACGAGGCUCAGGAGCUGAUGGUUCAGCAGGUGACCCAGCAACAGAAGGAGCUGGAACAGGAGCUUGAGUCUGUCCGGUCGGAGGAAACGUCCUCCCGCGAGAAGCUCACCCUGACCAUGAAGGAGAACAGGCGGCUGCAGACAGAGUUGAUGGAAGCGGUGGAGAAGUUGGCGGAAUCUGAGAGAUUGAUUGCCAGGUUACAGACGGACCUCGACUACAUGCUUAAAGAUAAACUCGGAGUGGUGGAUAAUUCACACAUCGAGCUCUUUGGGCAAGAGGAUCGAUUCGCCGAGAUUAUCCUGGCGUACGAGCAGAAAUGCAGGAGGGUGAAGGAGUUGUGUGACCAGAACGACGAGCUGCGGUCUGAGGUGGAAGUGCUGCGCUCGCAGCUGCAGGUCAGGAAGCUGCGACCGGCAGUCGGUCACCACUGGAGCUCCGGCUGCCGUCCAGGCACCGAGCGGCCCAGCGUCAACGCCCUGCAUCCCGAUAAGGAAUUGCCGGAAGAGUGGUGUGGCAACGUGAGCAUUGAAAUGGAGAUUGCGAUGGAACAACAGAGGGUGCAGUGGCAGCAGGAGGUGCAGGACCUGAGGAGACAGGUGGAAACAAAGGUAAAUUAUUACGAGGGAGAAAUGGAACUGAUGAAGAGGAACUUUGAGAAGGAGCGGAAGAUUGAGGAGGAGCGGUUUAAGCUGGAAAUGAGUGAGCUGGAGGAGGAGAAGCUGGUCGGGAGUCGGGAGGUGGAGCGGCUGCAAGGAGUCGUGAGCCAGCUCCGUGUUCAUCGGCCCGGAGCGGACACCGAGCGGGAAGAGCGGGCAGAGGACGCGGGGGUCGGAGUGGACGAGGCUGGAGAGCAGGGGAAGGAGGCCGGAGGAUCGGAGGGACAGGGGGAGAGGAAGGCAGCGAGCCGGACCUGGGCCCUGGAGGAGGUGUCGCUGCAAGAAGGGGGGGAGUGGCAGCGAGCCCUGGUCCUGGAGGGGCUGCAGAUGCAGCUGAAGCAGUUGCAGGAUAAACUGCAACAGCAGACGGAGCUGAGGCUCACGCAUCAGCAGGAGCUGCAGCGACUCAGAUAUGAGUGUGAAAUGCUUGCUGAAGAGAACUCUUCCUUGAAAAGGAAAGUGGCAAUGUUUCGUCGGGAUUUCCAGGACCAGGAGGGAAAAGUGAAUGAACACAGGAAACAAGCGGCUUGGCUGGAAGAUGAAAGGGAGAACAGGCAGAGAGAAUUCAAGGAACUUCAAAACCAGAAUGAAGAGUACACGACUGAGAUCGCUCAACUCAACGCCAAAACCCUGCAGCUGACUAACCAGAACUCCCAGUGGUAUGUGAGGGUGGAGACCAGUCAGAGCACCGUACAGCUGCUCAACGAGAGGCUGGCAGAACUGGGGCAGCAGAAGGAGGAGAUGGCCAGAGUGUGCAGGCAGCUGCAAGAGGCCUGCAGCAACUCUGAAAAGGAACAUUUCCAGCAGCAGUCCACGUGGGAACGGGAGAGGGGCCUCGUGCAAAAAGAAUUGCAGGAGUCUCAGGAGAAGAUACAGAACCUGGAAUUGAGUCUGGAGAGUUUGAAGCUGGAACUCCUGAAAAAGCAACAGGAUAACUUCUCCCUGGAGCAGGAGGUGGGAUCAGUCACAAAUGACAAGGUCACCCAAGUACAGAAACUGGGAACUGAACUAGAGUGGAUAAAACAGGAAUAUCAGACUUUACAAAAUAAACACGUGCAGUUGGAGUCCAGCUUGAUGGAGUCUCAGGAACAGCUGUCGGACGCCAACAACAAAUUAAUGCAAGCCCAGUCUCAGCACUUGCAGGAGAUACGGGAGUUGCAGGAGCAAGUUAACAAUGGUGUGCCCAAAAUCCAACUGGCACAAUUUCAAAUGACGAUGGCAGAGGGGGAGCAUAGAGCGCGGCGACUGCAGGAAGAGUUGCGUAUCCAGCGAGAGGAGGCCAAUGGCUUGUUGUGCGCACAGCAGAAGGAGUACGAGAGGCUUCUAAAGGGAAUGGAAGAGAGGAUGGAAGAGGUGGAGCAGAAACUGAAAAGUGUACGAAUGAUGCUGGAGGAGAAAAUGAACCAGCUGAAGGAACAGUUUGCCAAGAAUGCCAAGUCUGACCUGUUGCUGAAGGACCUAUAUGUGGAGAAUGCUCAGCUGAUGAAAGCACUACAGAUUACAGAGCAGCGGCAGAAAGGUGCAGAGAAGAAGAACUACUUGCUGGAUGAAAAGAUUGCAGCUUUGAACAGCCUGCUGAGGAAGAUUGCUCCAGCCUCACUCUGAGUGUUCCAGCCCCAACAGCAUAGAAUUAGAGCUGUACGGCAGGGAACAGGCCCAUCAGCCCACCUUGUCCAUGCUGGCACAUGGACAUACUGGGCUAGUCCCAUUUGCCUGCAUUUGGCAGGUACCUAGGUACGGUGACAUUCCAAUUUUGGCAUAUGAAUCAGUAAAAAUCUUACUAUGUGCAGGCACAAUCAUACUGGAAUGCAAGAGUGUAGGAAUAGAUUACUCUGAGGCUGUACACAAGAGUCGCCAUGUUUCUGGUGCCAUCCAGUAACCUUCAAGGUCACAGUUGUUGACAAAUGUAGAGUCUUAACUUGGCCUUAAAGGGCUGUUGUCCUGGUGGCGGCACUAGGUUACGGGGGGGUCAGCCUGGCCAGGUUGUCUAUGUCCUCCUCCGUUGCUCUGGGCCGUGCCUCGGCCUCUGGGAGCAGCACCGAUCCAAUCGAACCUCAGGUCACUCCACAUCACUCCGAAACUGUGCCCCGGGCGCCUACCGCAGCCAACCACGGAUACCCCAGAGCAAGAGCACAGGAGGCAAGCUCACAGGCACCAUUCCUUUCCUCCAUCUAACACUUCCUGUCCAAACGUCGUAAUUAUAUCCGGUUCUAUAGCUUCCCCCGACAGCUCAUUCCAGAUGCAGACCAACUUGGUCAGCAUGGACAAGGUGGGCCGAAGGGCCUGUAUCGGUGCUGUACAGCACUACAACCCAAUUCAGUAUUUUCCAAUAUCAACAGGGAACACAAGUCCUUAAAAUAUAUUUGUGAACCUCAUGUCACUGUCCCCAGCGCAGAAACCCCCCAGGUUGGAUGCAAGCUGAAGAAGAUCCCUCUUCUGCUGCCAUUUUAAACUUUAAUGCAGUUAUUCUCUGGAAAAUAACAUUGCAGAACUUAAUUACUUCUCUCAAUGUCACUGCAAAUUGAACAGUUAUGUAACAGGUACAAUUGUGCAGUUAUUUGUAGAUGCCAAUUCUGUUGUACAGAAAUGUUUGUGAUUUUCAGACAUUUUAUAAAAUUCCAAGAAUGUAAACUAUUUAAAAUUAUUUGGAUUAAAAUGUACUGUUUAUUUAAAGCUAUAA